This is a messenger RNA of Fukomys damarensis (Damara mole-rat), 4005 nucleotides long. RefSeq names its product chromosome unknown C6orf132 homolog (gene CUNH6orf132). Lineage: Eukaryota; Metazoa; Chordata; Mammalia; Rodentia; Bathyergidae. The coding region runs from base 1 to 2376 and encodes 791 amino acids. The transcript has 8 exons. The record is from RefSeq and is a predicted model, not a curated record.
AUGUCCGGCUCCAUCAGGAGGAUCUUCCUGUGUCAGAGGGGCUUAGCGGAGUUGGAUGGGAUCUGUUACGGGGACGCUCGAUUCGACACCGUCAGCGAGUCGGGAACGGCCACACUGAAGGCCCGGCCCCGCGUGAGGCCCCUGCUGACCUUCCUCCCUCUGAAUGCCCAGGAGAACCAUGGGCUGGCUGUGCCGACUCCCUCUGUCCCUGAAGAUUUUGCAGGCAAAGAUGUGGCAGAUGGCAACUCCCUGGUCAAUGGCAGCCUCCGGCUCUACAGCUCUGUGGGGGACCUGAGGCUGGAGCACUCUGGCCUGGAUCCGCUCAUCCCUCCACCUCCACCAGGCCCAGCCCCCGGGCCACCCCAGGACUUCCCACAGCCCCCGGGGGAGUCCCCGCCACCACCACCCCCUUCCACUGCCCCCCGUUUGUCCAAGGUGCCCCCGCCAGCCCCGGUCCGUACCUCAUCUAUGUCACUUCAGGAAGCCCAAGGGGCUCCCCCAGAGGAAGAGGGUGCCAUCAAGAAGGCCCCCAGCCGCCUCCUACUGCCCCCCAGCUUCCACAUCCGCCCUGCAUCCCAGGUAUACCCCGACAGGGCCACCGAGCAAGACCGCUCUCGGGAACCCAGGGCUGGGGCUCCACCCAGCCCAAGGCCCAGUCAGGCUGAGCCCCCCACAAAUGAACUAGCUGGGCCUCUAGUACGGGCUGCCCCUCCAGCUGCUGAGUUCCCAAAGCACCCCAAAUCCAGCUUGCCUGCUCUCAAACCCACACCCAAGUCCAAACCCAAACUCCCCACCCCAGUGCCUGAGGGCCCCUCAGAGCCAGCAGACUGGCGCGACCCGGACCAGUUGGAGCAGCUACGGAGCCAGCUGGCAGCCUAUUUCUGCGGCCCCAGGAGGGAGGACAGAGCCCUUGGUCGCAGGCUGGGCCCCACGGUGGCAGCUCAGGACAAGGAGGGCAAGAAGGGCCUGAACCCCCCAGGGGAGGUGGCGCCCCAGAGACUGCCUGAGAAGAGGACCCCGGAGAAGACACCUGAGAAGACGCCCUCGGGUGCUCCCGAGAAGGGUCCCAGCCUGCCCCUCCCCCCAGUGGACUACGACCCCCAGGACGCACCCACCCCCAGUGUCCAGCAGAUCCGGAAGGAGCUGGAGGCCCGGCUGUCUGCAUCUGCAGAAAAGGACGCCAGGCCCAGUGUGGGGUCCCUGCCCCCCAAACCCCAGCCUGGAGGGGGAUCAAGCUUGACAAAUGGGACAGAUGACAGAUCCCCCAAGCCUGUGGCCAAGGAUCUCCCGACUCUGUCUCCCACCCCGCAGCCGACUGCACUGCUGCAAACCACAGCCGCUCCUGGGCCGGCUACCGUAAAGCCCUCCACGCCAUCCCACCUGACGGCAGAGAAGAGCUGGGUCCCAGCUGAGCGAGGUGGGCAGCAAGAGCAGCCAGAACCUCAGGAAGGCAUAGUGCCCUCCCAACCAGGGCCCCAAACACACCUGACAGGGCCCACUGGGCCGCCCACACCCAAGGACCGGGAAGAGAUGCGGCUCUUCUACAAGCCCCACAGCCACCGGAGCAGCCCCAGCCUCGAGGCUGCCACAGAGACGCCCACACUGGCCAGAGGAGAGGCCACAGGUCCAGGAGGCCCUGUGGGGGCUCGGGGGCCCCAGGUUGGGCCAGCCACACCCCCAGUCCUAUCCCCUCCCUCUGAUCAGCCGCUUCGGCACCCAGUGACCGGGGAGGUGGUGGAGCGCGGGUCUCCGAUGGCCCUGCUCCUGGCAGCCAGGCAGCGGGCGCAGAAGGGGCGGCCUGGAGGGCUUGCCAUGGGAAGGUCCUUGCCAGGGAGCCUUCGUGGCCACGGGGGCCUGCUGGAGUCCAGGUCCGAUGGCGUCUUCCCCAUGGACUGCAAGCCCAACUCCUUCACAGUGGUCCCCAAGGAGGCAGACAAGGUCACCCUGCUGGCCAGUGAGCGGAAGUCCCCGGGGAGUGCAGAACCAAGCUCGCUGCCUCAGUGGACAGCAGUGCAGCCCCGUGGCCCCAGGGGGACCUGGGACAGACCUGUCCCCUCCAGCCUCCCACAGGACCCCUUGCUCCCCAGGUCCCUGUCGUCGCCACCCUCACCUUUCUGCAGGCAGCAAGACAAGGAGGAAGAGGAGUUUACUUUCGAGGUCAUUCCGCCACCGCCUGAGUUCAGCAACGACCCUGUGCCCUCGGCCCCCAAGGACCUGGGGCGGCCGCUGGGCCUGGCCUUCCCACGCGCCCUGGCCUUCCCGCGUCUCCCACCUGCCAUGGGCAGGUCGUACGUCAACACGUUCACCGUGAGGCCCGGGACGCGCCAUCCCAUCUCCUACGCCUACCCUCGAGCCCACCGGAAAGCCACACCCUGAGCCUUCGGCUCUCAGCUCUGCUCCGAGGGUUUGGGCCUGGGAAUUUGUCAUUGUGGGGGGUGGGAGGGUCGAAGCAGAGUCAGCCUGAUCCAGACACGGAAGAGUCUUGGUUCCCCACAGACAGACGGCCAAUGAGGACAGGAAGCUGAGAAAGGAGCCAGGGCUUUAUUCCCAGUGCCGUGGUGUGGGGGGGCAGGGCCCUGCAGGUGGGGGUGGGGAGGGCCAGAAGGGAGAAGAGCAGGAGUUUUACGCACUCUGAGCUUCUGCUAUCUGCUACCAUUCGCUUUAGUGAUUCACUGAAAGCGGUCUUGCAAGCCCGGACUACUGAGCAGGUAGUCUUCCCUGGGAGCAAAGGCUAGGUGAGAAGUCUCCCCGAAAUCCGUGGGGCACUGGGUGCUGCGGGGUGGGUUCCCAUCCACAUGGUCCUGCUCUUAGCUCCACCGAGUCCCAGGCAGAGACACUUGGUGAGCAGGGACAGGAGGCCGAGGAUGAAGGCUGCUUUCCCAGUUCAGACCCAGGCAGCCCUCAGGAUUGGGCGCGGGGAGCCACGGUGACAGGCCAGGUCCCGAGUGGGGGUCCCUGACCCCACUGUUACUUAUGCAGGCCAAGAUGCUGGCAGGCCUUGAAAGCGGAAGAUGGGAACACAGGUCCCAGAGAAGUCAGGGAAGGUGUUUCAGGAAGUCAGGAGAACCAGGACUGGCCAGCCUGAGCAGGGACCUGUGAGUGGGGUGACCAUUUGUCCCGUGUCCCAGCAGGCCAGACAUGCCUGUUCCCAGAGAAUUAGAACCCUUUAAAGUCCAGCUUGGUAGGACAGCAUCAUGUUUGCUCUCAGUUUUGUCCCUGGGCCCCAGCAGUAGGAAGGCAGGGUUGGUCCCUCACAGGGCCGGCCAGCGAGUAGCUUCCCUUGGGAGCAAGAUACUGGAUCAUUAGCCGAGGUCCUGGGCUGCGGGACAGACAGCAAGUGAGCCACUUCCAGGGAAGACAGCGUAGGGUGCUUAGCACUUCGGUGGCCCCGGCCAGUCAGCCUGGAGAGACAGGGUCCGGGUCCCCAGGUUCAGGAUGCAGCGCUACACAACGCCAGCCCUAGCUCUAGAAAUAUGCAUGUUUCCUUCGCCGCAUUUUAGAAAAGAGAUCACUAAUUCAUCUGCGGUGCUGAGGCUUGAGGAAGGAGUGUGACACUCGCUCUGGGGUGGGUGGAGAAGGGCUGCGUCUCCCUUGGCUUGGGAAAUAAACGAGCCAGUUGGGACUGGCCUCCCGCUCUGCCCGAGACGAUUCAGAGCUCCUGGGUGUGGGAGACGCCGAACACAGGGCCUCCGCCAGCCCUGCUGCCCCGCCUCAGGUUUUCCUGUUCUCCAAAGCCCUUGGGGAAGAGCAGAGCCUAGGUGAGUGUGAGCUGUCCACCGGCAAGGCUCUUGAACUCUUCUGGACACCACAGCAGUGUUUGUCUCCUGAGGCUCUGUGAAGAUGGGAGACGGCCAAAGCACUCAUCUAGCAAGGAUUUGGGUGGCUGCUGGGUGCCGGGCAGUGUGCUCGGCACGGGCGUACAGCCGUCCACACACGGCCCUGACUCCUGGGCAGCAGUGGAGAGAAUAAAAAGAGUACAGAAUCGUGGAAAUGAAGCUUGCUGCA